AUGGAGGUUGAGAAACCAUUUAAUUGGGAAAUACAUUUGAAAAACUAUGGAAAUGUUCCUUGUAGAAAAGUGAUUGUAAAAUUAAUUGAAAUAGCUGUAGAAUCUCAAGAUAUAAAGAUUGAAGUCUAUUAAAUAUAUCUAAAUAAGAUUUUAGUUACAAAGAAAUGGCAAACCUUUGGGAAACAGGAUUAUUUUAUUAUAUUUUGCAUCCAAUAAAUCAGGAAAUCAAUAAUAUAAUUAAUGAAUUCAAAUUAAUAAUUUUUUAUAUAUUAGUUAGCUCAUUUAGUAGAUAAUAUAUAAUAAUAUUUUGGUUGA
Messenger RNA from Paramecium sonneborni, 315 nucleotides. The record is from the annotation of a GenBank genome assembly. NCBI's taxonomy places the organism in Eukaryota, Ciliophora, Oligohymenophorea, Peniculida, Parameciidae.